UUCAUUUUUGUUACGUUGGUAGUUUUGCACCAACUGUCACCGAUUGUUGUCUUAACUGUCAUUUCGAUUUUUACAAAUUUCAGUCAUGAGCGACCAGGAGUCGGAGACCCCCCCCGAGAUGAGCCCCCACGACGUGGAGAAACAGGAAGAGGCGAAACUCAAAGCCAAGUACGCGGGGUCGUCGGGUGCCCCCAACCGACUCAUGGGGGGUCAUUCGGCCUUCCUGCAGAAACGUUUGGCCAAAGGACAGAAAUUCUUCGAUUCGGGGGAUUACCAAAUGGCCAAGCAGAAACUAGGAGGUGUGAAUAAGGUGAAAACGGUCCCUGUGCCUGGAUUCACCACUGGUGAAGCAAUCCCGACGCCUGAGACUGUACCCGCGAGAAAAACGUCCAUUAUACAACCGUCUAAAUUCACGUCGAAUGUCAGCUAGUUUUUUAAGUAACGUUUAAGUUUGUAGUUGUUGGUUCCUUACUAAUUUAUUUUGUUUAUUACACACUUUUCACUAAAUGGGAUUCAGAUAUUGGCAUUUUUUAAGUACUCAAUAAAUUUUUUCUUUCCAAUGUU
This is a messenger RNA of Tribolium madens (black flour beetle), 564 nucleotides long. It is a transcript of the gene endos, whose product is annotated as alpha-endosulfine. The record is from RefSeq and is a predicted model, not a curated record. Gene Ontology annotation, molecular function: protein phosphatase inhibitor activity. The coding region runs from base 86 to 430 and encodes 114 amino acids. Gene Ontology annotation, cellular component: cytoplasm. The transcript has 2 exons. Lineage: Eukaryota; Metazoa; Arthropoda; Insecta; Coleoptera; Tenebrionidae.